GAGUGUUUGGGAAACCACCGAUACACCGCUGUUGUUUUUUCUCCAGAAAAAAAAAGCCUCCGAAAAGGUGGACUAAAGUGUCAGGAGCUGCUUUUCCUUUUUGCCAACAUUCCUUCUCCCUUUCGUUUACUUCCCCCUCUCUCUCUCUCUCUCUCUCUCUCUCUCUAUCUCUCUCUCUCCCUCUCUCUUGCCGUGUCUGUGCACUGACUUCUCUCAUUGACUCACUCCUCCCUGCUUCAGCUGGCUGACUGAGUGCGCUGACACUGGGACCACUACCUGCUGCCUGGGGAUUAAACGCGCUAUGAAUACCCGGAGCCUAAUUUGUUGUUUUGGCUGCCAGUGAAUGUUGGAUCCCCUCAGAGGAGAAGCUGGAGCAUAAAUCCUCGUGGCCAGGACACUGGGAGCGCCUCUGGACUAAGACAACCCUACCAAAAAAAGGAUUGGAUGCUUGAAGAAGCGUAUAAAAGAGACGACAAACCCAAAGAAAAGAGAGCAAAAGACUGGACAAGUUUUUCUGAAAGGAGCUAAAUCAACCCGCCGCUUAUGAGGAUAAGGACGCUAUGAGAAGGUUUUCUUCUCAUUAUUUGGUUGGGAUUCUCUGUCACGGUGCUGACAUGAGCCCUACAAAUCUCCACCUCAUGCUUCUUGGUUGAUUUCUGAUCACACACACACACAGAUUUCUCUCCUUUUCUCUCUGUGAGUUAAUUCAUCCAGAGCGUCUCUGUGUUUCACUGCUCACCCAUAGCCGCUCGGUGGAGAAGACGUCUCGGCACUGACAGGUUGAGUGGGAUUGCGAUUGUUCUCCCCUCCAACUUUUUACCCCCCUCCCCCUCCAACCUCCUUCUUCAGACCUGCUUUUGAGCACCAAAACACCAACGGGCUCGGGGGGAGGCUGCUUACCCUCCUGCAUGAGACUGGCUGGGAAAAAAGGUUAUUGAACCGCGGAGGAGUGGCAGGCACGCAGGAGAGAAGGGGUGGAAAAACAAACCAUAUCCGUGGUCCCGGGAGCAUAUGGUUUAGCGAGAGGCAGCCAGCUGCUUUCCAGCCAUCCUGCUAAUCACGCUACAGCAGAUACAAGUUGCUCCGGUGAUGUGUCAGGUUUGGACGGAUCUUACAUGCUGUGGUCAUUUAUCUUUUCACUGUGACAGAAGCCAAAGGAGUGGGUCCAGUGGAUACAAAGAAGCAGUUGUGAGUUAGAGGAGUAAAUCAUUGCUCAUGAGAGCAGCUAACCCUCGUUGUCCCAGCCGGCAACAGCCACAGGGAGGCUAAGAAAGAUGCUCGGCUGUCACCUCUUAGGGAAAUACUUGUGACACAUGCUGUUGGUGAUCACCAGACCUUGGCUUGGUUUGUAAAGGCUUUUGACAAGGGAAAGGAGGGGGGGAGUGCUUGAGGAGCCGGUAUCCCCGCGGACCCCUAUCACGUCCGUCUAAUUACCAGUCAGGGUCACUUGGAAGAAAGGAGAGGAUUCCUUUUGUGGAUUUACUGUCGGUCCGCAGUGGGAAGUUUUUCGUGUGGAUAUCUUGACAAUCAAAAAACACAACCAAAUCCUAAUGCAUGAAUCUCUGGCUUAGGUGCCUCUCACACACAUACAUGCCACACACGUACUGACACACAUUUCCAAACACAUUAUCACCACCCACUUAAAUCCACACACAUACUUUCAUAAGGAUAAACCAGUUCACCACACACAUACAAUCCUCACACAUUGAAAGCCCAUUAGUUUGUCUUUUUCCCAGCGGGCACAGCAGAAUGGAGGUAGUGUGGACAGGUGGGGGGUUGUAGGAGUCCAGCGUCCCCUGUCCCCCCGUCUGUCCUCUUUUCCCAAAUGGAUGUUAUUAUCUUUAAAAAUGUGUUGCCUGGAAACCGCUAAAAGCUUGCCGCCGCGAUUCUCUGCCAGAAACAGCCACCGGGUCCCCGCCACGGUGCACAGCUGGAACCGCAGCUGAAACACCGACCAUUACGCUUUGGCUUUUUAUUUAUUUAUUUUUUUCCCCCUCAUCUUCAUUCUGUGCCCUUACCCCAACCGCCACCAUUUUUUCCAACGGGUCUUUGGGCACCCCUCGUCGCCCUCCUCGCCCCAUGGUCUCCUCCGCGCUGGAGGGGAGGGGGUCAUUGGAGUGGACUAUGAGCGGGUGCCACUAUCCCUCGCCAACGCCGCCAGAGCGGGACCGCAGGUAUCAGCACAAGGUGUCUCUGGUGGUGCGCUACUUCAUGAUCCCCUGCAACAUCUGCCUGAUCCUGCUGGCCACGUCGACACUGGGGUUUGCCGUGCUCCUGUUCCUCAACAACUACAAACCUCCUCAAUUCACGGUGCCCCAGCUUCCUGAUGGCUGCAAAGGGAUGUUGUGUGGCUUCGGAGCCGUAUGUGAGCGAGACCCAACAGACCAGGGCAAGGCUGAGUGCGUUUGCAAGAGAGUGGAUUGUCCAUCCUUGGUAGCACCUGUUUGCGGCUCGGAUUCGUCCACCUACUCCAACGAGUGCGAGUUGGAGAAGGCACAGUGCAAUACACAGCGACGCAUCAAGGUGCUGCGCAAGGGACCCUGCUCUCUGAAGGACCCCUGCACCGAGGUGACCUGCAGCUACGGCAGCACCUGCGUCCAGUCGUCAGAUGGCUUGUCGGCCAAAUGCAUGUGCCCCCUGGGCUGCGAGGGCAAAGCAGAGAAGACGGUGUGCGGCAGCGACGGGAGGGACUACCGCAACGAGUGCGAGCUUCAUCAGCACGCCUGCAAGAACCAGAAGAACAUACGCGUGCAAUACCAAGGACACUGCGACCCGUGUAAAGACAGCGAUAACAGCCUGAACACCAUGUGUCGGGUCGAGGCCCUCACCCGCCAGCCCCUCGUCUUCGGCCCGCCAGAGUCUUGCCCCCCAGGUAACGAGCCACUGUGUGCCAGCGACGGUAUAACCUACCCCAGCGAGUGCGCCAUGACAUCUACAGGCAUCCGCAAAGGCAUCAAACUCAGGAAGAUCCACGCAGGACCAUGCAGAAGGCUGGAGGAGUGCAAGGAGGACUGCCUAUUCAAUGCGGUGUGUCUGGUGGAGCCGCUGACCACCCGCUGCUCCUGCGACCCCAUCGAGUGCGACGGCACGUACAAGCCCGUGUGCGGCAAGGACGGCAAAACACACACCAACGACUGUAUGCGACGCAAGGCAGAGUGUGUGAGCAGGACCCUCAUCCCCAUCAAGCACCAAGGGCCUUGUGAUCUCGACACACCGAGCCCCUGCUUGGAUAAGAGGUGCGAUCACGGGGCGGUGUGCGUGGUGAAGAACGACGAGCCGGUGUGCGAGUGCCCCGAGGCGUGCCCGCAGACGUCCGACCCGGUGUGCGGAUCCGACGGCCACAGUUAUGGCAGCCCCUGCGAGAUGAGAGCGAUGGGUUGCGCCCUGCAGAAAGCCAUUCACAUUCAACACAAGGGACCCUGCGAUGAGACUUGUGCCAAUUGCUCCUUUGGUGCAAUCUGCGAUGCCCAGAGCGGGCAGUGUGUGUGUGCAUCGGAGUGUGUGGAGUCCCACCAGCCCGUGUGUGGCAGCGAUGGCUCUACCUACAACAGCGAGUGUGAGCUGCACGUACGGGCCUGCAAAGAACAGAUGGAACUCCGAGUGGUCAGCCAGGGAGAGUGCAAAACAUGCGGCAGCACUGUGUGUGCCUGGGGCGCCCGGUGUGUCCAGAAUAAGUGCGAGUGCCCACAGUGCUCCGGUGAGGCGUUCUCUCCGGUGUGUGGAAGUGACGGCACCACCUACGACAACGAGUGUGAGCUCCACGUGUCCUCCUGCAUGCAGAAGAGGGGAAUUGAUGUGGCGAAGCGCGGCAGCUGUGAUGAAGAUUGUGGCUCCGGAGGGUCUGGUUCAGGCGCGGAGAGCUGCGAACAGGACCGCUGUCGCCUGUUUGGAGGCUCGUGGGACGAGGACGCAGAAGAUGACCGCUGUGUGUGUGAAUUCAGUUGUCAAAGUGUGCCUCACAACCCGGUUUGUGGCUCAGAUGAAAAAACCUACAGCAACGAGUGUGAGCUGAAGAAGGCCAGAUGUGAGAAACAAGAGCACUUGUUGAUUCGGAGUCAGGGACCCUGUGCAGUGAUUGCAGCCACAUCUCUGCCUGAGCUGAGAGCGCAACAGCACUGCAGCCUGUCUGUGUACGGCUGCUGCUCCGACAACAUGACGGCAGCCUUGGGAGUGGGACUGGCUGGAUGUCCCAGUACCUGUCAGUGUAAUGUCUACGGCUCCUACAAGGGGACAUGCGACCCAGCCACCGGUCAGUGCUCUUGUAAGCCGGGCGUUGGGGGACAGAAGUGCGACCGCUGCGAACCAGGCUUCUGGAACUUCCGUGGCAUUGUGACAGAGAACAUCAGCGGGUGCACACCUUGUAACUGCGAUGCCACAGGCUCCGUCCGGGACGACUGUGAACAGAUGUCGGGCCUGUGCUCCUGCAAGAUGGGAGUGAAGGGCAUGAAGUGCAACGUGUGUCCAGAUGGAAGCAAGAUGGGCAUGAAUGGCUGCGACAAAGGUCCAAAGGCUGUGACCUCAUGUGAAGAGGUAGAGUGCAGUUUUGGAGCUUCUUGCAUUGAGGAGAAUGGCCAAGCCCACUGUGAGUGUCCUUCACCUGACUGUGAUGAGAAAAACAAAACCAAGGUGUGUGGCUCAGAUGGGGUGACCUAUGCCGACCAGUGCCAGCUGAGGACCAUAGCCUGCAGGCAGGACAAGGACAUCACAGUGCAACACUUUGGACAAUGCACAGAAACCAUCUCCGAGCCGGCAGUACGACCCACUCCCAACCCCUCCGCCUCUUACCCCAGCUCUGCCGCCACCAUCACCACCACUGCCAUCCACCCCAACAUGGUGUGGGCCAUCCCGUCUCCGGAGACAGUGGCGCCAGGGGCCACCACCCCCUCUCCCACCAUCACCCACAACCACCGCCACCCCAUCCACACCCAGCCUCAGCCGCGGUCCACCGUCGCCGCCGCCCACACCACCUCCUCCUCUCGCAGCAGCCCCACGCCCUCCGCCGCCUCCUCCUUCGAGGGCUCGGGCAGCGGAGAGCCAAGCGGAGACGAGCCGACCGAGGAGGAGGAGGAGGAGGAUCUGGACGAGGACAAUGGUAGCGGUGUCACAGAGUCCAGUGGGACACCGGAGCCUGUCGGUCCCACAGUUGCAAGCACCACCGUACCCACAGCUGAGGAUAGGUCUUCCUGUGACAACAUGCCAUUCGGCUGCUGCCCCGACGGCAAGACACCGGCCAGCACUCCAGAGGGCGCCAACUGUCCCUCCACCAUGAGAUUCAGCGGUUUCCUGCACUUGGACCAGGUGGAGGGACAGGAAAUGUUCUACACACCUGAGAUGGAGGAUCCCAAGUCGGAGCUUUUUGGAGAGACGGCCCGCAGCAUAGAGAGCGCUCUCAAUGAGUUGUUCAGAAAGUCGGAGGUUCACAAAGACUUUAUGAGCGUUCGUGUCCGUAACCUGGCGCCCAGCAACUCCAUCCUGGCCUUUGUGGAGGCUCACUUCAAACCAGAUACAAGAUACACGGUGGAGGACAUUGAAGAAGCCCUGCUGAAACAGCUGAAGGCCUCCAAAGAGACCAGCAUUGCUGUGAAGAAGCCGGAGGAGAAGAAUAUUCGCUUCACCAAUUAUGGCCUCUCCUCCAUCCCCUUCUUCACCACCACCACCACCACCACAGCAUCAAUAACCACAGCUGCUCCCACCACUACUACCACCACCAGGCCUCCGCCAACCACCCCUUACAUCACCCGUCGCCCGCCGGGCACUACCCGCAGGCCCUAUAGGCGCACCACCACCACCUCGGCACCAGUCACCACACCGCUACCCGUCACCACGACCACACUGCCUCCCGUCGCCACCACCGUCUUCCACACCAGGGGAAAACUUCACCACAAGACCCAGAAGCCCUGUGACUCCCACCCCUGCCUCCACGGGGGGACGUGCGAGGAGGAUGGCAACGAUUUCAGCUGCAAGUGCCCCGCCGGACGAGGAGGCUCCGUGUGUGAGAAGGUGAUCAAGUACUUCAUCCCAUCGUUCGGUGGCCAGUCCUACUUGGCCUUCCAAACCAUGAGCGCCUACCACACGGUCCGCAUCGCCAUGGAGUUCAGAGCGUCCGAGACGACGGGCAUUCUGCUCUACAACGGCCAGGACGGCAAGAAGGACUUCAUCUCUCUGGCUCUGGUCAACAGCAGGGUGGAGCUCAGGUUCAACACAGGCUCGGGAACCGGCACAUUGGUCAGCAAAGUCCAAAUCAGCCAGGGUCGCUGGCAUCAGCUGGUGGUCACUCGCAACAGACGCAACGCCAUGCUCAGUGUGGACAACGAGCCGCACAUUGAGGGCGAGAGUCCACGUGGUACAGAUGGCCUCAACCUCGACACCCACCUGUUCAUUGGAGGAGUAACCGAGGAAAUGAAGCAGGAUGUAAGGGAAAGGACAGGGGUGGCCACAGGACUGGUCGGCUGUAUCCGCUUGCUUGAUGUCAACAACCGGGUACUCAACCUGCAGGAAAGCGGGGGCGACAGUCUUUACGGCAGCAGUGUCGGUGAAUGCGGCAACAACCCCUGCCAGCCAAAUCCAUGCAAGAACGGCGCAGCAUGCCAGGUCAAGGAGGCAGAGAUGUUCCACUGCAAGUGCAGCAAAGGAUUCUGGGGUCCAACUUGUGCUGACGUCCACGAUCCAUGCGACCCCAACAGGUGCCAUCCAUCCUCCCAGUGCCAGGCGCUGCCCGAGGGAGGCUACAAAUGCGAGUGUCCAAUGGGACGUGAAGGAAGGCACUGCGAGAAAGUUGCUGAAAGAAGAGGGGCUUACAUGCCACUGUUCAAUGGAGACUCAUACCUGGAGCUGAAGGGGCUUCAUCUCUACGGCCAUGAUCUGCGUCAAAAGGUCAGCAUGACAGUGGUUCUCAUGGCCAACGACUCCAACGGUUUGAUAUUCUAUAACGGCCAAAAAUCGGACGGAAAAGGAGACUUCAUCUCUCUGUCCCUCAACGAAGGGAUCCUGGAGUUCCGCUACGACCUGGGCAAGGGACCCGCUACCAUCAGGAGUAAGGAGCCCAUCCAGCUGAACGUGUGGAACACCAUCAACCUGGAGCGCUCUAACCGCAAAGGAGAGAUCAUGGUGAACAAGAAGGACCCUGUGCGAGGAGAGGCACCGAACCUGCACGUAGAUCUUAACCUGAAAGAGUCUCUUCUUGUUGGUGGAGCUCCUGAUUACAGCCGACUGGCAAGAGUCGCUGCUCUCACAGAUGGCUUCAAGGGAACAAUCCAAAAGAUCAUUCUGAUGGGUACGCCCAUCCUCAUGGAGGUGAACGCCCUGCGCUCCAGCAACGUGGCCAUGUUCCAAGACCACCCGUGUUCCCAGGAGCCCUGCCUUAAUGGCGGGCGCUGCAACCCCCAGCUGGACACCUACGAGUGUGCUUGCUUCAGCGGUUUCUCAGGGGGAAACUGUCAGAACACCAUCUACGAGAAGUCUGCCGGGGAUACCGAGGCCAUCGCCUUUGACGGGCGGACGUUCAUCGAGUACCACAACGCCGUUACAAAGAGUGAGAAAGCUCUGCUGGUGAACAAAUUUGAGCUGAGUAUCCGGACGGAGGCAACCCAUGGUUUGGUGCUGUGGAGCGGGAAGGGCGUGGAACGCUCAGACUACAUCGCUCUGGCCAUCGUGGACGGACACGUCCAGAUGACGUACGACUUGGGCUCCAAGCCUGUGGUGCUGCGCUCCUCGGUGCGUGUCGACACCAACCAAUGGAUACGCAUCAAAGCCAGCAGAGCACUUAGAGACGGCUCUCUACAGGUUGGCAAUGAGGCAGCGGUAACAGGGUCGUCGCCUCUGGCAGCAACCAAGCUGGACACAGACGGAGCGCUCUGGUUGGGUGGUCUGGAGGAGCUGGCGGUGACCCGUCGGUUGCCCAAGGCCUACAGCACCGGCUUCGUCGGCUGCGUCAAGGACGUGGUCGUGGACGGCGUGGAGCUCCACCUGGUGGAAGACGCCUUAAACAGCCCCAAAAUAUUACACUGUUCCGCCGCGAAAUAACCCGGCAGAGACAACACAUUGAGAGAAAUGGAGAAAAAAAACAAAAAAAACAAGAUACCCUCCCACCCGAUCCCUCCAUAGCGCCCAUGUCUCCUGCUGUAAUUAUUUUCUAUUUUUGUAUACUUUUCAUCGCUUUUUAUAUGGAAAGAAAAUGAAUAUGUUGUUUUAAUUUUUGUUUUAUAUAUUUUGUUCUUUUUUUUCUGCACCUCCAUUCACAGAACAUACUUCCUUUUUCUUUUAACUGCCCUGGCCCUUCAUCUUUUUCCUUUUUUUUUUUAUAAAAGCAGGCAUCUCUUAUUCUUGUCAGUUUUGUUGUUUUAGAACAAACACCAACUUUAAAAAAGAAAAAAAAAAGAAGAAAGCCUGCUCCAUUUUUCUGCGCUCAUUACUUGAACACUUGUGGACCUCGCUGACGAUCUCUGGUUAUUGCCUUGUCUUGGUGCCAUAUCUAUCAUCCACAUUCCCCAAGCAUGGCCUUUUACAUCCUUGAGUGUAAACAAAAAAAACAAACAUUCCCCUCCUUCAUGAGAGCUGGACAGAGUGUACUCUGUAACGGGUGUGUGCAGCUCUCUGGAUGCUGCAGCCAGCUGGCAUCUACAGGCAAGGAACUCUGCAUUCAGCUCCAGUAGCCCGCUGUAUUUUCCUAAUGGGACUUUUCAGAUAUCAGUCAAGCUGCUACAGUGAGAAAGUACACAGUCAAAACCACUCGAUCAACCCCCCCCCCCCCCCCCUCAAUCUCACAGCAACCCUCCAAAAAAAAAAAAGAAAAGAAAAAACUCUCCACUCGAUCUGAAGCCCAUCAGAGCCUUUAGUUUUGAAAUAUGACUCACUAACACUGCAACCUGAUGUGACGGAGAGAGCGCUGCGUUCCACAAUGACUUGCAUAUCAUUAGUCAUAAGUCAAGACAUGAAUCAUAGACAUGAAUAAAUGUUAUAAAUAUAGAGUAUAUAAAUAAUACCUGAGACUGUGAAUAUGUAAGAUGGGUUCUCUUUGGGGAAUUGUGCUUCUCAUGUACUAUUGUGCGUUCUGUUUUACAAUCAGCAGAUGAACAUAUGAUGACCACUAUAAAUGCAUGCACUUCUGCAGUGUUGGUUUGAAUCUGGUUUUUGUUUGGUUUUUUUAAUUCAUAUUUUGUUUGGGAAAAAAAAAACUUUGUAAAUGUUUUUUUUUUUUGGCAAUGACUAAAAACAAUAUUCCUCUUUUUCCUCUUAUUUCCACUGGUGUGAUUACAGAAAACACAGAGCUUGGAGAAAUGUUUAUGUUUGCUCAUUCCCUGUAUCUUUUUUCUUCAUUUUACUUGGGAGCAGUUAGUUUUGCAGGACCUUGAAUGGUGCAUAUCGGGAAGAGUUGUUACCGUUUCUGACCUUAAGGAGGUGCUAAAAGCAAAGACUGAAGAGACGGACAAACAGAAAAGGAGGGCGAGGAGAGAUCUUAUCAUUGGGAGAGCUACUACUCUUGGGACUGUCCUGCCAAACAACAGUCAGUCGUCAACACAAACAAAAAAAAAGCUUCAAAAAAACUCUGCCUGAGACUUAAUUUCUUUUUGUAUUUGACCCAGGAGCAUUCCUGGAGGAAUCUUUUUUUCGGCUGUUGAGAGAGAGAGAGCGAGCAAGAGAGAGAGAGACCGAUGUUGUUGUGACCUUUUGAAGCCAUAACAGCCGCAAAAAUGGGAAAAAGAUGUAUAAUCCUACAGUACUUGCAAAUUAACAUAGUAACGCAUGGGUUUGUAUUACUAGUGCGAAUUCUGUAACAUUCUUUGCUGAACCACAAUAAGCUGCGAUGACUGACUUAAAGACACUCUUGUUUUGAUAUGAGAUCCUUGGCAAUAUUCUAAGACAAAAUCAUGCCUGUUUGUGGUUGAGUAUCAAAUAGUCUUGUACUAGUUUCUUUUUUUUUCUUCUUUUUUAAGUUCUUAAUUAUGUUUCCCUUCUGAAAUCAUCCAGCAACCUGUUUUUGUACAGCCCUGCAAUUUUUAAGUGUAAAUUUAGCAAAAUGUGUGAUCUGUGGAGGUUUAUGUUUUUAGUAAUAUACACUGGAACCAUGUCUGACUUGUCUGUUCACCCACACAUUGAUAUACUUAUGUACAUGGGGGAGGGAUAGCCCUAAAGCUAUAAGUGUGUUGUGCAUAAUCAAACUCUGAGUGUCCGCACCAGAUCAGGAAACCCUUCUCUGGUGACACAUUUAAAAUUCCAGCACUCACUCUAUUAACCUUAGACUGGUCUUAUUUUACCACGCUGUUCUUUGAAUUUGACCCAUGCAGGUGGUAACGCUUAAUAAAGGAGAGACUCCUGUGUAUUUGGAUGGACUCAUCCUACAGUAUGGACUCACGAACAAUAAUGACAAUUGCAGUCUAUGGUUUGGGUGGAAACGAUGAAUUGCCUUAAAAACCGGUCACCUCGACUCUAAGCAGGUGGCAAAGACGUCAUCCAUAUAACUGUUUCCUUACUUUUAGCCAGUGUAUUAGCCUCAUCCCCAUAAUGUAAAUGAGCAAUACAUAAUAAUAAUAAUCUAUUUUCUGUUCCUUAUUUAUGUCUACAUGUGGAUUACCCUCCAUGUCUGGCCUCUGUAAACUACUGUCUGACUGCGCAAACCUCCUCAAAGGGCAGUGCAACGAGUAAGAGUGGCAUGACCCGAACAUUACUAACUUUAUGACCUUUGUCUUGUGUUCCUACCACCAUGAAAUAAAAUGUCAACCAAAUGGA
Scomber japonicus (chub mackerel) is the source of this 10725-nucleotide messenger RNA. It is a transcript of the gene agrn, whose product is annotated as agrin. Lineage: Eukaryota; Metazoa; Chordata; Actinopteri; Scombriformes; Scombridae. The record is from RefSeq and is a predicted model, not a curated record. Gene Ontology annotation, molecular function: protein binding; calcium ion binding. Gene Ontology annotation, biological process: multicellular organism development; cell differentiation.